AUGCAACGGCCAACAGCAAGUGAGUUGCAUCAGCAGGCCUGGGAACAAGAGGAGCAACGGCGGCGUCGGGCGAACGCGGAGCGAAUCGCUCAGGCCGAGGAGGAGGCGGUCGCAGCAGCAGCAGCAGCGGCGGAGGCUGAGGUGGUCGCUGCCUCCAUCAAGUUAUCGGCAGCAGCUCGGCGACAGCAGGAGGAGGCGCAGCGACUAUUGCAGCAGCAAAAAGCUCGGGAAGCUGCGAUGCGAGAGGCUGCUGCCAAUCUAGCUGACCUCAAAUUACCCCCCACUGCUCGUUGGGGUGCCGUUUCUUCCAGCAAUGUUGGCGGUGCACCUACGUCGAUGGCCGACAUCUUUGCAUCACAAAUGCAGGAAGAAGAGGUAAAUUGA
Hydatigera taeniaeformis is the source of this 384-nucleotide messenger RNA. Lineage: Eukaryota; Metazoa; Platyhelminthes; Cestoda; Cyclophyllidea; Taeniidae. The record is from the annotation of a GenBank genome assembly.